AAAACUUUACUAUACCCUCCCUGCUUUGAUGGCCGUAUAGUUUUGUAUCCAUCCGAUCAAAAUUUACGCGACUACCUCAGUUGGCGGCAAGCAGACGUUCAUAUUAACAAUUUAUAUAAUACAGCAUUUUGGAAUUUAGUGCUGAAAUCGGGUCUUACAAAUCAAGAAGCUGAAACUGAACUACGCGGUACAUUCUCAGCGGAUAAAAAUGAAUUACUAUUUACAAAAUUUGGAAUUAAUUACAACAAUCUUCCGGCUAUGUUUCGUAAAGGCACCAUACUUUUGAGAAAACGAGUGAAAAUUGAAAACAGUUUAAAUAGACAACUUAUUGUAGAUUUACAUAAUGAUAUGAUACGUGAUAAAUUUUGGAAAGAUCACACCGAACUGUUGGGUAAAUAUAAGCCUGGUGAUUACGUAUGUGAAUUGGAAAAUAUAUCAACUGUGUUGAAACACCAAAUAGAUAAGCUUAAUACAAAUGAAAAACAAGAAAAUAUCGAAUGUUGUAGUUAA
Messenger RNA from Ceratitis capitata (Mediterranean fruit fly), 510 nucleotides. Its product is annotated as probable tRNA(His) guanylyltransferase. Gene Ontology annotation, molecular function: tRNA guanylyltransferase activity; magnesium ion binding. The annotation marks the transcript as partial. The record is from RefSeq and is a predicted model, not a curated record. The transcript has a single exon. Gene Ontology annotation, biological process: tRNA modification. Lineage: Eukaryota; Metazoa; Arthropoda; Insecta; Diptera; Tephritidae.